Messenger RNA from Quercus lobata, 1322 nucleotides. RefSeq names its product tRNA (guanine(9)-N1)-methyltransferase-like protein. Lineage: Eukaryota; Viridiplantae; Streptophyta; Magnoliopsida; Fagales; Fagaceae. The transcript has 3 exons. Gene Ontology annotation, cellular component: nucleus. Gene Ontology annotation, molecular function: tRNA binding. Gene Ontology annotation, biological process: tRNA N1-guanine methylation. The record is from RefSeq and is a predicted model, not a curated record. Bases 15 to 1214 code for a protein of 399 amino acids.
GGAAAAAAAAGCGCAUGAGGACGACGUCGUUCCACUCUUUUCCUUGUCAUUCGAUUUCCCAAAGAAACGUUAGUGCCCUAACCCCAAACACACUCGCGCUCAAAUACAGAGAAAAGAGAAUAACACUAAUCAGAGCAACAAUGGAGGCCACGCAAAAUGACGAAAAUGCCCUCUCACAACCACAACCACAAACUCUCUCGAAGAACGCUCAGAAGAAGCUGCUGAAGCAGCAGAGGUACGAAGCGAAGAAGGCGGAGAAGAAAGCGCAAGAGAAGCGGCAGAAGAAGGAAGACGCCGAGCGGAAGAGGAAGGAGUGGGAGGAGACUCUGGCGAGCGUCACGGAGGAGGAGCGAGCGAAGCUGAUAGAGUCGCGGCGGAGCUUGAGGAAAGAGAGGAUGGAGAAGCGGUCGGAGGAGAAGGAGAAGAAGAUGGAGAGGCUGAACAAAGCGAUGCAGUGCGGACACAAGAUCGUCGUCGACCUCGACUUCGCUCACCUCAUGACUCCCUCUGAGAUUCAAAGCCUCGUUCAACAGAUUAUGUAUUGUUAUGCAGUGAAUGGAAGAUGUACUAGCCCUUGUCAUCUCUGGUUGACUGGAUGCGAGGGAGAAAUGGGAAGCCAAUUGAAAAGACUCCCAGGGUUUGAUAAUUGGAUAAUUCAGAAAGAAAAUCGACCAUAUAUUGAAGCAUUGCAAGAGCAAAAGGAAAAUCUGGUAUAUCUCACAGCAGAUGCAGAAACUGUUCUGGAGGAACUUGAACUGAAGAAAAUAUAUAUUGUUGGUGGAUUGGUGGACCGUAAUAGGUGGAAAGGGAUUACCAUGAAGAAAGCAAAAGAGCAAGGAAUCCAAACGGCGAAGCUUCCAAUUGGGAAUUACUUGAAGAUGUCAAGUUCCCAGGUCCUUACUGUGAACCAAGUGAUGGAGAUACUCCUCAAGUUUAUUGAAACAAAGGAUUGGAAAGUUUCUUUCUUUCAAGUGAUUCCUCAAAGGAAAAGACCUGAAGCUGAUCCAGAAGGAUGUCAAGUAGAAGGGGAAGAAAAUGAAGGGAUAGAUGAUCAAUUGGAUAGCAAAAAGAAGUGUGUUGAAGUACCUUCUCAAAGGAAAAGACCUGAAGCUGAUCCAGAAGGAUGUCAAGAAGUAGAAGGGGAAGAAAAUGAAGGGAAAGAUGAUCAAUUGGAUAGAAAAAAGAAGUGUAUCGAAGUCCCUUCCCAUGGAUAGAACUUGAAUGGGUCCAAGUUCCCAUUAAUGUGUUGAAUUUGUAAAAGGUAAAAGAAAAAUUUUGUCACAUAAUUGAUUUUUCAACCAGAGCUUCACACUUUGCAUGCA